AUGAGAACCCGUCUUGAAGCUGCCAAGGACUUGCAGCGACCGACUUGGCUUCAGGAGAUGGUCGAUGCAAACAUGGAACAUUGGGGGUUCAUCGUUUUCCGGACAGGACAUGUCGAGGACUUCUACGACGAGACAAAGAGUCAGAAAGAGAAGGAUGACGUCGCCUGGGCACGUUUCGAAGAAGCCUACUACACGGUCGCUACUCACGGGCUGAAGUAUCAGUGGGCAAACCUAGGCGGGGACGAGCUGUCGGAUGCGCACAACUCGUUGUUCAUCGCGGUUCCUGAGCAACCGACCCAGACAAUGGCCGACAUGCGACACAUUUUCCGUCAGAUAAGGGCCAAUGGACAGAUCCCAAACGGGAUCAGAACAGACUGUUUCCUGGUGGCUGACAUGUCUGCAGUGCCAUUCGAAUGGUUGUUGGAGGAGCCCAUGUCAUACACAGACAUCUACAUUCGGCAGUUCGCUGGGACUCACUCGAUGGAUGUCCAAGCCGUGGACCCCGAUGCCGAGGAGAUAGUAUCGUCUGAUGGAGGGUUUGCAGGAGAUAUCAAUGUGCCGUUGACUAGAGUGUAUGACUGGUUGUACUACAGCCUGUUCGCGAAGUCGGACAGCUGGGAUCAGAGGCAUCAUACUACAACGACACAGACUUGGACUCAGGACUUGUGGGGGGAUGGUGAGGUUCCGCCUUCACAUCCCAAGUAUUAG
Molecule: messenger RNA, 708 nt
Organism: Colletotrichum chrysophilum
Lineage: Eukaryota; Fungi; Ascomycota; Sordariomycetes; Glomerellales; Glomerellaceae
Exons: 1
Coding region: 1-708 (235 amino acids)
Source: RefSeq, a predicted model, not a curated record